AUGUGUUUCUCAUCCAGCGACCAGACCCAAAGGGGUCCAUCCUAUGCCAUUCCAGCUGAUGAUUCCCCUCAUGAUUCCUCUGACGACGAAGAUCAGUUCAUCCACCUCUUGCACUCCCAGGUGCCAAAUCCAAGAAAAAGGCAUACAAUGUUUAUUGGGGCUCCUCAACGGGAAUGUUCACAUCAUGAGAUUCAGGUAAAAUACUUCUCAAGAGCUUGCUAUGAGGGCUUCCCCAGUUUGCAAGAUGCUCUCACCGCAUGGGACAUUGCCAUUGCUUCCAAGGCAAUUGGACCACCCUCUGCUGGUGUGCCUCGUCGCCGUUGCAGCAAUUUAGAGCCUUCCACCCCACCACGGUCCUUAAACACCAUUCCACCACUUGGUCCAAUUAGCAUGCCAUCGCACAGAGGUUCAUCCACCCUGGCUUGGCCAUUGCGUGGUUCGUCCAGUAUCUCCACUCUGCCUGCUUCCCAGACUAUAACCUGCACAAGCCCAACAUGUUCUAGGCAUGCCCCUGCCAUGACAAGCCCACCUUCAACCCCUGUCCGUCCAGCUGCUCGUGAUAAUGGCUCAGCACUCACCCCUUCUUCACCUAGCUCUUUAUCUGUUGACCCUCCAGCCACCCCUUCCUCCCAUGGCUCUGCUGCUUGUUUGAGCUCCAUCACAGCUGCACUUGAGGGACUCAACAUGGAUGCCUACUACAUUGUCAUUCGAGGACGCAAUCCUGGCAUAUAUACUAUUUGGCUGCACUUGCAGCAACCGGCAGUGACAUACAUGGGUUAUGUUGCAUGGUUGGAACUCGAGAGCUCGCCAACGCAAUGUUUGUAG
Laccaria bicolor S238N-H82 is the source of this 825-nucleotide messenger RNA. RefSeq lists its product as uncharacterized. The coding region runs from base 1 to 825 and encodes 274 amino acids. The transcript is spliced from 5 exons. Lineage: Eukaryota; Fungi; Basidiomycota; Agaricomycetes; Agaricales; Hydnangiaceae. The record is from RefSeq and is a predicted model, not a curated record.